Messenger RNA from Oryza brachyantha (malo sina), 1136 nucleotides. RefSeq names its product induced stolen tip protein TUB8-like. The coding region runs from base 104 to 715 and encodes 203 amino acids. The transcript has 2 exons. The record is from RefSeq and is a predicted model, not a curated record. Lineage: Eukaryota; Viridiplantae; Streptophyta; Magnoliopsida; Poales; Poaceae.
CACACAUCCUCAAGUCUCAUCGAUCACUCACAGUGACGCAGUGAGCACAAGCUAGCAGCAAACAUCAAGCGAUCCGAUCUAGUAAUCGCUUCACUGCUCAGCGAUGGCCACCGUCGAGGUCCAAGUGGUGCCCCCUACUCUGCCGGCGGAGGAGGCUCCAGUCGUUGUGGAGGCUGUCCAGGCGCCGGCCGCCGCCGCCGCCGUUGAGGAGGCCCCGAAGGAGGAAGCCGCUGUGCCGGCAGUCGCCGCCGAACCGGAGGCUGCUCCGGCCGAGACGGAGACCAAAGAGGCACAGCCGGCUGCUGCGCUGGUCGAGACGACGGCAGAGGCCGAAGAGGCACAGCCGGUUGCUGCGCUGGUCGAGACGACGGCGGAGGCCGAAGAGGCGGCAACGCCGGAAGAGGCUGCUCCGGCGGAGAGCGAGGCGAAGGAGGCCGAGCCAGCUGAGGCGGCUGAGACCAAGGAGGAGGCUGCUCCGGUUGAGGCGGCAGAUGUGAAGCAAGCGGAGGAAGCUCCGGCGGCCGAGGCCGAAGAGGCGGAGCCCGAAACAGCGGCCGAGCCGGAGGCAGAGACGGCGGCGCCGGCGGAUGAGGCGGCCGUGGCGAAGGAAGAAGCUACCGCUGCCGUCGCCGAAGAGGCCGCGGCACCCGUCGAGGCUGCCGUCGCCGAAGAGGCUGCGGCACCCGUCGAGGCUGCCGACAAGGCCACCGAGUGAGUGAUCCACCGAGAGAUCGCGAGCCGGAGAUCCAGCUAGCUGACGGCCGGCCGACCGCCGGCGGCGUGCGUGGCCGCGGGGUCGAUCGGGAGUCGCGCGUGUUGUACGAGUUUGGGUUGGGCUCGAAUAAACGUGUCCGUUUGGCGCACGGGGCCCAGGUGUCAGCGGGUGCUGACGUGGCGUGGUAUCGCUGGCCCUGGACCUCGUGGUCGCGUGUCGUGUCUAUUAUGUUUGGCUGCAGUCUCGAUUUGUAUCGUGGUUUCGUCGUUAAAAUGCUAAUUAUAUGUAUUUCUGGUUAAUUUUUUCUAAUAUUUUUUGGCUUGCAUUUUGAUGUGAUGGUGUAUGGCACUGGCAUUGCCUCUGCUUGUUGGAGCUUUCCAUAUUGCAUGGCUUACAAAAUGCAUUGGGGUUCACAAAACUG